AUGGCUACACAAAAGGAGCACAUAAAGUCACCAUCCAAGGCCUCUUCUCCAGUGCCACAGACUGAUUCUACACCAGAAGCAGCUCCAGAUAAAGCUCCUUCUCCGCCGCCUACUACGGCUCCAUCAAGUGCUGCAGCAGCACUGAAGGUGGGGCAAAAAUCCAAUCUUGUUGCCAUGAAUGACUUCAGUGCUGAGCAAAUUGAGGACAUCCAAGAUACCUUCUCACUGUUCAUUAAGUCAAAGAAGGGUGAAAUUUCACUUGGGCAAUGUGGGGAUGUGAUGAGGGCUUUGGGUCUGAACCCUACCAAUGCAGACCUCUUUAAAGUUCUGGGGACAUCAAAGCCUGAGGUUAAGUUUUUGAAACUUGACUUUGAGACAUUUCUGCCCAUAUUCCAGAAAAUUUCAAAGUGUUCAAAAAAAGGCAAAUAUGAGGACUUUGUGGAGGCACUACAUGCCCUUGACAAGGGCACAAUCAUGUGUGCUGAACUCCACCAAAUACUUCUCACACUCGGUGAAAAGUUAACUGUGGACGAAGUGGACCGCGUUCUUGUAGAACAGGAAGACUUAAAUGGUUUCAUCAGUUAUGAAGCUUUUGUGAAAUGCAUCAUGGCAGUAUGA
This is a messenger RNA of Neoarius graeffei (lesser salmon catfish), 618 nucleotides long. RefSeq lists its product as uncharacterized. The record is from RefSeq and is a predicted model, not a curated record. Gene Ontology annotation, cellular component: myosin II complex. Lineage: Eukaryota; Metazoa; Chordata; Actinopteri; Siluriformes; Ariidae.